AUGACCAUGUCGUCCAAUCUGGGCAUGGAUGACCCAACCGCCUUUGGCAAUCCGUCCGAUUCCGAUUCGGACUAUGAGGAGCUUCAAGGCGAUAUUGCCAAGUUUGACCAGUCCGUAAGAGAAUUCCUGGAUUCUCAACAAGGACGCUCAGAAGCGCCCCUUCCGACGCGUGGAGUCUUCAGAGCGCGCGGAGCUCGAGGCCCUCGCAAAGCUGCCAAGCCUCGCGGAGACAUCACCGCUCGAUUGGCCAAGGUCAACCAGGCAUUUCUCGGCGGAGAUUAUGAAAAAGCCUUGGAUCUAGUCUCUGAAGUCAUUCGAAUCAACGCCGAAACCCAUCAAGCAUGGACGGCGCUGUCUUCCAUCUUUCGCGAGCAGGGCGAGAAUGCCCGGGCGCUGUCUGCCAUGGUGUAUGCUGCGCAUCUUCGGCCCAAGAAUGUUGCUGCGUGGCUUGAGUGCGCGUCCUUUGCGCUGGAUUUGUUACACGAAGAUGAGGCGGGCAAUCUUCACACUGCGCGACUCUGCUAUUCCGCUGCUCUCAGGGCAGAUCCCACGAACCUAGAUGCUAGACUGGGCAAAGCUUCUGUAUGCCAUCGACAGGGCCAUCUAGCAGCCGCUAUAUCCGAGUAUAAUAUUGUCCUCAAACAUCAUCCAUAUGACCUCGACAUUGUGCGGAAGCUGGCAGAAGCCUGCAUUGACAAUAAAAAUGCUGAAUCUGCUGUUCCUGCCGCCAUCAUGGCAUACCGGCGCUAUUUUGACUAUGAGAUGGGCAAUUCCCCAAUCUACGGACCGGACGGCCCAUGGCACGAUAUCGGAAUCUAUGUUGAGCUCAUAGCCUCAACUGGCGCAUUUGCCGAAGCUAUUCACGAACUCAAGGCGUUAUCAAGAUGGCUUGUAGGCCGCAUCCAAGAACAAUAUUGGGACCAGUGGCAAGUGGACGACUGUGAAUGGGACGAUGAUGACGAUCGCAGGAGUCAUGUACCCCAUUUUCAAGGCUCCCUAUUUGGCCCAGAACUCUAUGGCCAUGCUCUUCCAUUAGACCUUAGGGUCCGGCUGGCAAUAUAUAGAUUAAGGCUGGGAGAGGAAGAUGAGGCUUUUAGACACUUGACCUGGCUGGAUCCAGAUCACCCUCGCACCAUUGAUUUUUUAGCAGAAUUCCCUUUCGUCUCGUAUGAUCUUGCGAGCGAACUCGCCAAGUAUGAUCAGCCACAAACAGCUAUUAGGUAUCUCGAGCUGCUUCGGGCUACUACCGAAGAGCCUAAUGCCGUUCUUUUGGUUCUACUGGGCCGCUGCUAUCAGGCCACUGGACUGCAGUCUACUGCGGAAGAGUGCUUUCACGCGGCAAUUGAUGCCGAAGAGUACAACAUCGACGCUCGUAUCGAACUGGCCAACAUGUAUGAGAAAGCUAGAGAAGACGAAGAAGCCCUCAUUCUUGCUGCGGAAGCAAUGGCUCUGAAAGAAGCUCAAGGAGAGCCAGCUCUCCACGGGCCCCUAACAAAAGAGCAGCUUCGCAAGUUCUCAAUGAAACCGGAUCGUCGUCUGCGAGAUGCGGGAGCUUCUCGAGCACGGGCAGAGCCUCGACAGCCCAAACCCAAAUCUGCCCAAACAGCUCGUAUCUUGCCUAGGAGAUAUCGCGCAAAGCGUUUUGCAAAUCCAGAUAAGCGCCGUCAAGACGAGCGAUCGCGCGCAAUCAAGCUGUCGCAGCAAUAUGAACUCGUCCGUGGCCUGAAACAGCAGAUCAAGUCUGGUUCUAGCGAUCUCAUACCGGUCUGGAUGGAAUCUUGCAGGGAGCUUGUCGACGAUUUUCGAUCGCUCAAAAGAUUCUAUACAUGGGACAAGUAUCUCCAUUUUCUGGGCAAGAAGCAAUUGUUGGAACAGGCCGCGAGCGCAGAAGCAAAUACCGAGCUGUCGCAGAUGUUUGAGCGUCUUCAACGAUCUCUUGCGCCUCAAGGAGACUCAAUACCGGGACCAGCUUUCGAUAACCAUCAAGGAAUAUCAUUUGACGACUGGCUCGAUCUGUUUCUCGAUUAUGCCAUUGGCCUAUCGCUUGUACAUCGCCGCGAAGAAGCAUAUCAGGUGUGCGAAUCCGCAAGAGACUCGACCGUAUUCCAGUCGCCCCAACACAAUUUUGUCAUCCACAUGGCCUGGAGUGUUUGUGCAAUAAAUACAAAUGACGAAGAAAAGUGUAUUACAAUAGCUCGUCACUUGAUGAGAGAUGGCGGAAUAUCUGACUCCUCUCGGAUGUUUGCCUUGCUCUCCAAGCUUUGCCAGUCUCCUGUUUCCUGGUACACCUCUGGACCGGCCCAAAAAUUCAUCUUGAGGCAGAUCAAAGCCAUAGACGUGAGCUACGAAGCCACGGCGAAGAAUGCCGCUGGGAAACCUGAUUUCGAUCAAAGCAUAACAGCCGCUGCAAAGCUAAACAUGGACAUAUGUCUCUUGAUGCUAUACGGCCACAUUCUAUUCACAUCUACGAGCUACACGUACGCGAUAGGAUACUUUUUGCGUGCCUGGUCACUGGACCAUGACAAUCCGAUGGUCAACUUGAGUCUAGGUCUCGCAUACGUUCAUUAUGGCCUGAAACGGCAGUCAACCAAUCGGCAAUAUUUGCUUUUGCAGGGCCAAGCAUUCAUCGGCAACUACGUGCAAUCAGGGGGAGGUGAGCCACAACGGCAAGCGGAGCGAUAUUACAAUGUGGGCAGGCUCUUUCAACUACUCGGAAUUGGAUAUUUGAGCUUGCAGUAUUACACGCAAGCCUUGGAAGCAAACAAGGCGGCGGGCGGCAAGAAGCUGUUGAAGGAUAUCAUCAUGACGAACCAAAUCAUAUCCUUGCUAUCUACGAAUCACAAGGCCUUGGCACAUGAGCUUCUAGUAAAGAACAUGAAGCUAUAA
Messenger RNA from Trichoderma gamsii, 2886 nucleotides. RefSeq lists its product as hypothetical. The transcript has 6 exons. Gene Ontology annotation, biological process: transcription by RNA polymerase III. Lineage: Eukaryota; Fungi; Ascomycota; Sordariomycetes; Hypocreales; Hypocreaceae. Gene Ontology annotation, molecular function: protein binding. Bases 1 to 2886 code for a protein of 961 amino acids. The record is from RefSeq and is a predicted model, not a curated record. Gene Ontology annotation, cellular component: transcription factor TFIIIC complex.